Cuscuta campestris is the source of this 2997-nucleotide messenger RNA. Lineage: Eukaryota; Viridiplantae; Streptophyta; Magnoliopsida; Solanales; Convolvulaceae. The record is from the annotation of a GenBank genome assembly.
CUAAGGAUUUUAUUCCCCUGUUCUAAAUCCGGCGAAAGGAGGCAGCCAUAGCCCUGCGCCUCUGCGAGUUUAGAUCUCUGCCCUUCGCCCGUCGCACGACCCCAGUAGUCCAGUAUCACGCCGCCGGCUUCGCCUCAUCGUCUCCGACUCUCCUUGGCCGUGCCUCCAUCUUAUCUUGCCGCCGAACGCCCACAGCCCACAGUCCAGGCGAGAGGGAGAGAGGUGAUCAAUAAUGGCCGCAGCUUCAGACCGGCAAGCCAUGGAGGCAAUGGCGGAGGGGAUGUUGGCGUCUGGGAGGACCGCAGAGAAGCUGAGCUUGCCUACUCUACAGUCUAGGAUGAAGCGCGAUCCAGAGGGAUAUGAAUCAGAGCUGAGUUUAGUUUACAGCCAAUUCAAGUCGUUUGUAGAGCUCUUUGAGCAACAGGCCGCCAUGACCUUUGUCUCUCAUAGAGGAGGCAAAGAUAAUGACUCCACCAUCGCCAAGGACCUUGGAGACAGGGUCACGUUCUUGGCCCAUGUCACUCCAUUCUACCCAAAGCAGCUUGCGCAUUUCCCCAAGGAGCUUGCUCAGUUUCUUCGUUCCUCAGUCCGGUCUCUGCCUUCCGGCCUCCGAGUACAAGUUGCCCAAGCUUUGAUUCUCAUGAUUAACCGGAAGAUCAUUGACAUUCCGGCGACACUUGAGUUAUUCAUGGAGCUACAGACCCUAGGAGACAGUGUUCUUAGGAAAUUGGCUUUCUCACAUGUUAUUCAUAGUAUUCGAAAAAUGAAUCAGAAGCAUAAGAAUGAUCCAAGGAACAAGGAGCUUCAAAGUAUAUUAUUUGCUAUGCUGCAGAAUGAAGAUGAAACACAAGCAAAAAGAGCACUCAUCACGGUCCGUGAACUCCAUAGGAGAAAGGUUUGGUUUGAUGAAAGGACAUCAAAUGCCAUAUGUAAUGCAUGCUUUCACACCUCUCCAAGAAUCAUGAUUGCUGCACUUUCAUUCCUUAUUGAUUAUGAGAAGGUUGAAGAUGGUGACGAUGACAGUGAUGGUUCAGACACUGAAGAUGACCAGAGAAAUCAACAACCUACAGUUGUGGUUGAUAAAGAGGCCAUUUAUAAGGCAAAUAAUAAGGGCACAACCUCCAGUAAAAAGAAAAAGAAAGCAAAGUUACAGCGUGUUAUUCGGAGCUUGAAGAAGCAGCAGCGUUUACAAUCAGAUAAUAACAACAAUUCAAACUAUUACUCACCACUAAACUACUUGAAAGAUGCACAGGGUUUCGCAGAGAAGCUUUUUUCACGUCUUCAAACUUGUAAUGUGAGGUUUGAGGUCAAGAUGAUGAUGCUGAAAGUAAUUGCACGAACAGUUGGUCUUCAUCACUUAAUCUUAUUACAAUUUUAUCCUUACCUUCAGAAAUAUGUUCAGCCUCAUCAACGAGAUGUGACUAACUUACUGGCUGCAGCUGUUCAGGCCUGCCAUGAUAUGGUGCCGCCUGAUGCUGUUGAACCACUCUUUAGACAAGUAGUCAACCAGUUCGUUCACGACCGAUCAAGGCCAGAGGCUAUCUCUGUUGGCCUUAAUGUGGUAAGAGAAAUGUGUUUGCGUGUGCCUUUGUUGAUGACAGAGGAUCUGUUGCAAGACCUUGCAUUGUAUAAGAAAUCACACGAGAAGGCUGUUUCUUCAGCUGCUCGGUCACUUAUUACAUUAUUCAGAGAGAUCUGCCCUAAACUACUUAUCAAGAAAGACAGGGGACGCCCCUCCAAUGCAAAAGCAAGGCCCAAGGCAUUUGGUGAAGUGAAUGUUGCUAGCAAUGUUCCUGGCAUCGAGUUGCUAGAAGAGGAAGAAGAAAGUGAUGAUGACGAUGUGGAAAACGGGUCUACCGUCUCAGCUGACAACGGUAAUGGAAGUGAUGAAGAUCUGCUUUCUGCUGAAGAUGACGAGUCGGAUAAGGAUGAUGCAUCUAAACAUGAACUUAGUUCCUCGAGUGACGAGUAUGAAGUUGAAGAUGAUAGUUGCAGUGAUAAUGACAACUCCGAUGAUCUAGAAGAUGAAAAACUGUCUGAUGAUGAUGAUGAUGAUGAUGCAAUUGACCAUGUAAGCGAGGAUGAUGAAGAGGAAUUGGAUGGUCCAUCUGAUAGUCCAGGUGCUGAUGAUGGAGAAAAUAGGUCCAAGGCACAGAAGAGGAAGUUCGAUGAAUUUGAUGAAAAGCUUCAAGCUUUGCCUAGUAGUCUUAGGGCUCUAAAGAGGUUAGCAGGAGCAAAGGUUAAAGGUGAUUCCUUAGACACACAAGAUGGCAUCCUGUCCAAUGAGGACUUCCAAAAGAUCAAAGAGCUGAAGGCUAAAGAAGAUGCAAGAAGUGCUAUGUUUAAGAAUGGGUUAAAACUCCCCAGCUCAGACCAACUUAGUUCCAAAAGAGUUGAUGCCUCGAAGCUUGAGGCUAACAUAAGAAAGAAGUUAAGCAAAGAAGAGAAAAAAGCAUUAAUGAAAGCUCGCAGGGAGGAGCGACCAAAGUACCAGGCUCGUGCUGCUACUAAGCAGAAUAAGACUGGCGGUCUAACCGAAAAGCAAAAGCAGCACAAGAAGAUUAUGCCGCACGCUGCAAAGAGAGAAAGGUUCUCAAAAAAUAGACAGAAUAAGAAAAAAAAGCAGCGUGGAGCUGGCAAACAGUUCAGAGGGAAAAAAGCAUGGAAAUGACACACGUCUCUCUCUCCAUUUACAGAACAUAAUCUCAGUAUCAGACUCACCAACAUGAUUAUAUGUACACUGACCGAGCGUGGAGUAAGAACAACCGUAUUGUUUGGCCAUGUUGACAAUGUGGGCUUGGCUACCAAGCUUGGCCCAGCAGUUUGAAGGCCUAGCCUUUCCCCUACCUAAUUUGCCGGGGCACCCGUUCGAGUUGGGUCAGUCCUAAUAACACUCCAUAGCACUAUAGCAGGCCAAAGAGUACGUAUACGAGGUCGAAUUAAUACACGUUAAAGUGUAAACGUUAAAGUGUAUUUUAAUAAACGUUAAAGUGUAUU